Molecule: messenger RNA, 4112 nt
Organism: Phascolarctos cinereus (koala)
Lineage: Eukaryota; Metazoa; Chordata; Mammalia; Diprotodontia; Phascolarctidae
Gene: COPS7A
Product: COP9 signalosome subunit 7A
Biological process (GO): COP9 signalosome assembly
Cellular component (GO): COP9 signalosome
Source: RefSeq, a predicted model, not a curated record
GUGACGUAAAGGAGCGGAAGUGGGGGGCCUUGGGAGCCGGUCAUAGAGUUUUGUGGCCAGAGUGGCCACGGAGGGAGGCAUUGGUAACGGUUUCUAGCAGCUGGCGGAGGUGAGGGAGGGGCCAUUCCUCCAAGUGCACGCGAAAGGCGAAGCUGACAGCUCCAAGCCUCCUGAGCCCAGUGGCCCCCAGCCCAGUCUAGCCAUGAGCUCUGAGGUGAAGGUGACAGGGCAGAACCAGGAGCAGUUCCUGCUUCUGGCCAAGUCAGCCAAAGGUGCUGCUUUGGCUACCCUCAUCCACCAGGUGCUGGAGGCCCCAGGUGUUUAUGUUUUCGGGGAGCUGUUGGACAUGCCCAAUGUCCGAGAGCUGGCAGAGAGUGACUUCGCUCCCACAUUCCGACUGCUCACAGUGUUUGCUUAUGGGACAUAUGCAGACUAUCUAGCUGAAGCACGGAACUUGCCCCCCCUCACAGAGGCUCAAAAGAACAAGCUUCGACAUCUGUCAGUUGUCACGCUGGCUGCCAAGGUCAAGUGUAUUCCAUAUGCAGUGCUUCUAGAAGCACUAGCUUUACGAAAUGUGCGGCAGCUAGAGGACCUUGUGAUUGAGGCUGUGUACGCAGAUGUGCUUCGAGGCUCCCUGGACCAGCGGAACCAGCGGCUUGAAGUAGACUAUAGCAUUGGGCGUGACAUUCAGCGUCAGGACCUCAGUUCCAUUGCUCAAACCCUCCAGGAAUGGUGUAUGGGCUGUGAAGUAGUAUUGUCAGGCAUUGAGGAGCAGGUCAGCCGUGCCAACCAGCAUAAAGAACAGCAGCUGGGCCUGAAGCAGCAGAUUGAGAGUGAGGUGGCCAACCUAAAGAAAACCAUCAAGGUAACGACAGCAGCAGCUGCUGCAGCCACAUCCCAGGAUCCAGAGCAACAUCUGACAGAGCUGAGAGAGCCUGCCCCAGGCACCAACCAGCGCCAGCCCAGCAAGAAAGCUUCUAAGGGGAAAGGGCUACGCAGCAGCGCCAAGAUCUGGUCCAAAUCAAACUGAAAGGACUCUCUUUUCACCUUGGGGGAUCUGGAGACUGACUGCCAGCCCCUUGGGAAUCAUGCCCCACUUCCCAUUUCCCUAGGUCUGAGCCCCAGCCUCUCCCUGCCCCAGCCCCCAUGGCUAAUUUAUACCUCCUUGAAAGGAGGCAAGUAUAAGCCAUCUUUCUGUCCCCAUAUUGUGUAUAACCCUAUUUUGUGUGCAUAUUCUUUCCCGUUUCCAAGGCCUUUAUGGGUGCGUCUUUGUCUGUAUCUGUAACUGAUUGGGUGUCUGGGGUUGUGCAUGUCAUUUGUGUGUCCCUCUUCCAAUACCUCUACCCCUUGCAUGAAUGUUUCCCUCUUGCCCCUUGACUCUUUUGGGGGUAUCCAAAGAGCCUUAGAUUCCCCUGCCCUUUCUCUUUCCCUUGGGAAUUCUGGGAGCCUAUCCUUUAUCCCAGGAUUCUCCUGGGAAACCCACCCCCUGUAAUCCUGGACAUGCUGGGAUUGUUUCCUCCUGUCCCUACUUCCUUCUCAGGAGCACUGCUGCCUGGUUCAACCCCAGAACCCAUAGAGACUGCUGCGGCUUGAGGUAAUGUUGGAAGAAGUUUCCUGCUUACCGUUGGGCAUCCUGGGAAAGCCCAACAGAGCCCCUCAAGGGAUUGGUUUUUCCUUAACAGGAUGGGAUAUGGAUUGUAUUAAAAAAAAGAAGUCUGUGUGUGUGUGUGUGUGUGUGUGUGUGUGUGUAUGUGUGUGUGUAUACACCGACAAAAAUGACAUAAAUAAAUCUAAGAGGAUUUAUCUAUGAAUUUCCCCAGAGUUGAGUCUCCUCUGUUUAUGGAACUUCUGUAGGAGGAGAAUCAUUAACUUUCAACAUUAAUUCUCACCAAAGCCUAGUAUUGAAAAGGAUAGAGAGCCCUAUGGAGAGCCACCAGGCUGGACACUGAGGUCCAGCACAGCCUUGUGGGCCAAGAUCCUGAUCUCUAGGCGAAUAUAAGAGGAAAGAGAUCUGGAUUAUCUUGGUGACAAAAUUGGAAGGAAAAAGGGGUUCACACAUCUUCACACCACCCACCUCAUUCGAGGAUGUUAAAAAUUGGACUAAGUGGAGCUCACUGUUACAAGGAAGUAGAAUGAGAGCGUUAAGUUGAAAAUUAAAGCUCCGAGCUUCUUGUUCUAGCUCUGCCUUAGCUCUUUUCUUCCCUCUUGUAGCUUCAUUUUCCCUAUUGAAAAGAAAGAAUUCUUCAGGAGUAGGUUUGAACUAUAUGAUCUCCCUCCACCUGUCCACCAGUUUUAUCUUUGACUCCUGUGGCUGUCACCUCAUCUCCCUUUCAAAUUCUACCUGUAGCAAAUGAUCACUCUCAGCUAAUGACCUUGGUUUUGGUUUUGGUUUUUUUUUUACAUCUUUUGUUUUUACUUCUAUUUCUGAAUGUAUUUCUGUUCCCUGCACUAUCCAGUGGAUCAUCCCUGGUAACAAAGAAUAAAAAAUUAAGAAGAAAAAGGAAAUUCAGCAAAACAAGCCAACAUAUUAACCACCUGACAAUAUAUACAAAUGUUCCAUACCCAUAGUCUCCCACUUCUGCAAGAAGGGAGGGCGAUGCAUUUUCUUAUCUCUUCUUCUAGGCCAAGUUUGAUUAUUAUACAUCAGCUAAUGACAUCUAAUGGUCUCCUAAUUUCUAACAGUACAUGACUAUAGUGUAUGACCCUAUUGGAGCUAACAUUUUGGGAGUCAGAUUUGAGCCCUCUACAUCCUCGGGAGGUACUCUUUACAUUCCAGGGAAGUUGAGACUGAUUUACCUUUGAAGAGCUUAGGAUACAUGAUUUGGCUUUGGUUUUCAAAGCAUUUGGAGGCCAUAAGGGAAAGGACAUGACUGCUCUGGAAAGUGACUGGGUCAUGGUGUUUCUGGAUUGUGAGCUCUAAAAAAUAGCCAGAAGCUCAGUUAUAUCUGAGUACUUCUGGGUUCUCUGUGUUGGAAACCUACGACUUGAAGUAUAUUAUCUUCACUUCUUAAAUAUUUGGGGAAGAUGUGGAGAAAGCAGGAAAAAUGAUAGCGAAUACUUUGGUUAUGCAGCCAUAAAACAAAGGAAAAUUUAAAAUGGUCCUUGGUCUUAUUCAGCCCCCUUCUACUACUGAAGUGAUGGGAAAAGGGGCAGAGGGUACUAAGAAUGACAGUUUAUAGACUAUAGAUAUGAUCAGCAAAUCAGCAUACAACAUAUUCACAUUCUCAUAAUAAAAUGAAACCAGGACAUAAAAGGAAGUUCCUGUUAAAUGGAAGGAUGCCUCACAAGUUUUCCACAGAGAGGCAAAGGAGUUGGCAGAAUCAGUUUCAAACCCAGCCUUCCUGUUCUGCUGAGGGCAUCACCACCCUUCCGGUUGUCAUCCUUGACUCCUCUCUCCAUCACUCCCAUAUUAAUCAACAAGCAUUUAUUUUGUAUCUACUGUACUAGGUGCUGGGGAUGUGAAGACAGAAAUGAAACAGUCUGUGCCUCUAAGAAGCUUAAAUUCUUUUGGGUGGAGACAAAAUGUUUUUGAGUUCACAAAAAAUAUACAAGUAUAUACAAAACAGACACAAAGUAAUUUAUUUUUGUUGGUGGCGUAGUCCUAGCAGGGCUGGAACUUCAUGUAGAGUCUGGGGACACUUGAAUGGGAACUUUAAGGGGAUUCUUUGGGGGUGGCAGAAAAGGGCUUAGGGAGGAGUCCAGGCAAGGGGCAUCACUUGGGCAAAGGCAUGGGGAUGAGGCAAGGUCAGGAAACCAUACUAGGUAGAAUGUAGAGUUCAGAGAGGGGGUAAUGCAGGCCAAGGGUAAGUGGAGCUUGGUUGUGAAGGCUUUAAGUGACAACCAACAUCCAGUCCGUCGUGAGUCUUGUUAAUUCUUCCCCUCCCUUCACCUGCCAUAUUCAGUCACUUGUGUAGUCUUGUCACUUUUACCUGUUUCUUUCCUGUCUCUCUCCCCACCCAGCUACUAUCUUAGGUCAGCCCCUUAUCAUCUCUCUGCUAGACUAUUACAACAGCCUCUUAACUGGACUCCUGGCUUCUGUUCUCUCUUCUCUUCAGUUCAUCCUCCCAGCAGCUGCAAAAAUAAUCUUAUAAAGCCCAGAUCCAACUGCUUUA